This is a messenger RNA of Brassica napus (rape), 2209 nucleotides long. RefSeq names its product adagio protein 2-like. The record is from RefSeq and is a predicted model, not a curated record. The transcript has 3 exons. The coding region runs from base 120 to 2027 and encodes 635 amino acids. NCBI's taxonomy places the organism in Eukaryota, Viridiplantae, Streptophyta, Magnoliopsida, Brassicales, Brassicaceae. Gene Ontology annotation, cellular component: cytosol; nucleus; SCF ubiquitin ligase complex. Gene Ontology annotation, biological process: circadian rhythm; response to blue light. Gene Ontology annotation, molecular function: protein binding.
AGUCAUCACAAACCGACCGAAUCAAUUGCUUUACCCACGUGGCUCUUCUUGAUCAAAAUUAAAUUAUCUUCUUCAUUCUUCUUCUUCUGGCGAUUUCUAGGUUUGGGCUGCAAAAUCGAAUGGAGUGGGACAGCGAUUCCGAUCUCAGCGACGGAGAUGAGGUGGCUGAUGACGGAUGGUUCGGCGGAGAUAGCGGGCCGGUUCCGUUUCCGGAGAUUAGUCUUCCUGGAACGACGCCGUGUGGGUUUGUGGUCAGCGACGCUCUAGAGCCAGACCAACCAAUCAUCUACGUCAACACCGUCUUCGAGAUUGUCACUGGGUAUCGCGCCGAGGAAGUUAUUGGUAGAAACUGCCGGUUCUUGCAGUGUAGAGGUCCAUAUGCUAAAAGAAGGCAUCCCUCUGUAGAUUCCACUGUUGUGUCAAAGAUGCGACAGUGUCUAGAAAAAGGCAUCGAGUUUCAGGGAGAGUUGUUGAACUUCAGGAAAGACGGGUCUCCUUUGAUGAACAAGCUUCGACUAGUCCCUAUCCGUGAAGAUGACGAGAUCACUCAUUUCAUAGGUGUUCUCUCCUUCACCGAUGCUGAUAUCGAUCUCAGCUCAUUUCCUGACUUGUCUGCAAAAGAAAUUCCAAGAAGAUCUCGUUCAUUUUCCUCUGCUUUACCAACCGGAGAGCGUAAUGUUUCUCGUGGACUAUGUGGGAUAUUCGAGCUGAGUGACGAGGUAAUAGCUCUCAAGAUACUGUCUCAGUUGGCUCCGUCUGAUAUUGCAUCAGUGGGUUGUGUGUGCCGGCGGCUUAAUGAGGUUACAAAGAACGAUGAUGUGUGGAGAAUGGUUUGUCAAAACACGUGGGGGACCGAAGCUACACGUGUUCUCGAGAGUAUUCCCGGUGAAAAGAGGAUUGGAUGGGUGCGAUUGGCCCGAGAGUUUACCACACAUGAAGCAAAUGCGUGGAGGAAGUUUACGUUUGGAGGUACUGUUGAGCCUUCCCGGUGUAACUUCAGCGCGUGUGCGGUUGGGAAUAAGAUUGUUAUCUUUGGUGGUGAAGGUGUGAACAUGCAACCGAUGAAUGAUACAUUUGUGUUGGACCUUGGCUCUAGUAGUCCCCAGUGGAAAUCCGUUCUGGUUAACUCUCCUCCUCCUGGUCGUUGGGGUCACACCCUUUCUUGUGUCGACGGAUCCCAUUUAGUAGUCUUUGGAGGUUACGGGAGCCAUGGAUUACUCAACGAUGUCUUCUUACUAGACCUUGAUGCAGACCCUCCUACCUGGAGAGAAGUAUCUGGUUUGGCCCCUCCAAUACCAAGAUCAUGGCAUAGCUCGUGCACACUCGAUGGAACUAAGUUGAUUGUAUCUGGUGGUUGUGCUGAUUCAGGAGCUCUGCUUAACGAUACAUUCCUUCUUGACCUUUCGAUGGAUACACCAACUUGGAGGGAGAUACCAGUUCCUUGGUCUCCUCCAUCUCGCCUUGGACAUACCUUGACCGUCUAUGGUGACCGCAAGCAGUGGCGGAGUGGCCCCCAUCUUGUUGCAUGUGGCUCCGCCACUGACCGCAAGAUCCUCAUGUUUGGUGGUCUUGCGAAAUUGGGAACUUUGAGAUUCCGGUCUAACGAUGUAUUCACAAUGGAUCUUAGCAACGAUGAACCAUGCUGGAGACCGGUGAUUGGUUAUGGAUCUAGCCUUCCGGGAGGCAUGGCAGCUCCACCACCGAGGCUAGAUCAUGUGGCGGUUAGCCUUCCUGGUGGUAGAGUCUUGAUAUUUGGUGGUUCGGUUGCAGGGCUUGCCUCGGCGUCUCAGCUCUAUCUUCUUGAUCCUGCAGAAGAUAAUCCUGCAUGGAGGAUACUGAGUGUUAAGGGAAGUCCACCACGGUUUGCGUGGGGGCACACCACUUGUGUGAUCGGAGGAACUAGGUUGGUCAUUUUAGGUGGUCAAACCGGAGAAGAGUGGAUGCUAAAUGAAGCGCAUGAAUUGUUGUUAGCUACCUCUAGUACUACAAUCAGCUCAUCAAGACAUGAAGAAAAGAGGAUCUUCUAGGUGUUUUUAUCAAAAUGGAAACUCAAAUGUUUGUAGUUGCUCUGUGCAUGGUGAGUUUGUUGAUAUUAGAUGGUUAUCGUGCAGGUUUUAUGUUGUAUAAAGCUAUAAAUUUAUUUUCAUUGUUAACAACAUUAAAGGUAAACUAUAUAAGCUUAGUGGGAGUUAUUGGUUUUUAUAUUUUA